Molecule: messenger RNA, 747 nt
Organism: Adelges cooleyi (spruce gall adelgid)
Lineage: Eukaryota; Metazoa; Arthropoda; Insecta; Hemiptera; Adelgidae
Gene: Sdhaf3
Product: succinate dehydrogenase assembly factor 3, mitochondrial
Exons: 4
Coding region: 163-552 (129 amino acids)
Biological process (GO): succinate metabolic process; mitochondrial respiratory chain complex II assembly
Cellular component (GO): mitochondrion; mitochondrial intermembrane space
Source: RefSeq, a predicted model, not a curated record
UAAGUGAUAACUGAUAAAGUCCGAACGGUCGUCCCGAUGACCGAUCACAUACCAAAUUUAUUUUAAACCACUUUUAAGCCUUUUGCAUUUAUAAGAAACGUAAUACAAUUUUCGUAAGUCGAAAAUAAAGAAAGCUACAUUAUUGUUAAAAAUAAUUAUGUAAUGUCCACACUAAAUCAUAUUCAGCAAGUACGUCUAUUAUACAAGACAAUUUUAAGGCUCCAUCGAGGUUUACCAAAAGAAUUGCAAGAGCUUGGCCAAACGUACGUAAAAAAUGAAUUUCGUCGUCAUAAAAAUUGUAGUCCAAAAGAAGCACAUACAUUUAUGGUCGAAUGGAGUAAAUACACGUUGACAUUAUCCGAGCAGCUCUUGAAAAAUACUAAGUCGAGUAUUGGUUUUGGGAAAGAUCUGGAUACAACACCUGAGGUAUUGAAUUCAUUCACCGAUGAUCAAAUUUUACAACUCUAUGAUAUGCUGAAAGCGACGACCGGAAUUCAUGAUGAAACCGUUGAAGCUGAGAUUGCUGCACAAGACAGUGAAAUAAAGAAAUAGGAUUUAGAGAUAGAAUAAUAAAUUAAAGCUAAUAACUUAGUACUUGACGCUUAAAAAUAAGAAAGCCUCAAUAUGAAUAUCAAUAUGAAUGAAAUGUUAGAAACCGAAACUGUAAUGAAGUUUGUUCAAGACUUUUUCAUUAACUACGAUAAGAAUCGUCACAUAUUACACACGCUGUUCGCUACAGAUGGUACA